CAUCUAAAGAGUUAAAAGCUUAUGCGAAGGCGGAUGCAGUUGCAGAAGAAAUCCUGACAUCCAUACGAACAGUUGCUUCAUUUAAUGGACAAGAAAAAGCGAUGGAUAAGUACAAUGCCAAUUUAAUUGUUGCAAAAAAUGAUGGAAUAAAGAAGUCUAUUAUUUUAAACCUGUCAAUUGGAGUAUCAGAGAUUUCAAUAUUUGGAAUAUAUGCCUUAAUAUUUUGGUAUGCAGAAAAUUUGAUUACACAAGAGCCUGAAAAUUACAAUACUGGUAAUGUGAUAACUAUCAUGUUUUCAGUGCUUCUUGGUACAGUCACAAUGGGACGGGUGUUACCAAACAUAGAACGUAUUAGCAACGCAAGAGGAGCAGCCUUUGAGAUAUACAAAAUCAUAAACAAGAUUACUUUGGAUGGACAUGAAAUACGCUCCCUCAAUGUGAAGUGGCUAAGAGAUAAUAUUGGUCUGGUAGGUCAGGAACCUGUCCUGUUCGGAACAACCAUAAAAGAAAACAUUUGCUUCGGUAGAGAUGGAGUAACUGAUACAGAGAUUGAGCAAGCAGCCAGAGAAGCCAAUGCCUACGACUUCAUAUCUAGACUCCCAGAUAAAUUCAACACAAUGGUAGGUGAGAGAGGGGCCCAGCUGAGCGGAGGUCAGAAACAGAGAAUAGCAAUAGCACGAGUUCUUGUACGAGACCCAAAAAUAUUGCUCCUAGAUGAGGCCACAUCAGCACUGGAUGGACAGAGUGAAGCUAUACUGCAAGCUGCCCUGGAUAAGGCGAGAGCUGGUCGGACCACCAUUGUAAUAGCACAACGAUUGUCUACUAUCAGGACAGCUGAUACCAUUGCUGUUUUCCACGGUGGGGUUGUGGUAGAACAAGGAACACACAGUGAGCUAAUGAAAAAGGAGGGAGUCUACCAUUCCCUUGUCAAGCUUCAGAACCAAGGCAAAGACAGAGAUGCAGAAAAUCAAUCUACAGACAAAUCACUUGAAAAUAAAAAUUCUGGAUUGUGCGACAUGGGUGAAAAAAAAUAUAUAGAAGACACGUGGCCAACUUUGCAAGAUGUUGAGAACAUGCUGGCACCCAUUAAAAAAAAGAUAUUUCAAAAUGUUUCUGUUAGAAGAAAAAGUGAAGAGGAGCUUUCAGAAAUAAAAAGUUGUAAGAAAAAUACUGGAAUUACAGAUGAGGAGUGUGAAAGGGUUUCUGUUGCACCUCUUAUAAGAAUUCUAAGAAUAAACAAAUCUCAAUGGAUAUACAUUUUGAUUGGAAUGAUUGCUGCUGUAGCUAACGGGGGCAUGCAUGCUGCAUAUGCAACUACUAUUCCAAGACUUAUUCAUACAUUUAAUGAACAAGACCCAAUCAAAAGGACUCUGGAAGCUAAAUGGGUAAUACAAUUAUUUAUGAUCCAGGGAUUGAUCAUUUUUACAGGACAUGUCAUCAUGGGCGUGAUGUUUGGAAAGUCUGGGGAAAAUCUGAUAAUGAGACUCAAAUCUUUGUCAUUUAAAGCAUUGCUCCGACAGGAAAUGGCCUAUUUUGAUAACCAUGAAAAUGCUGUGGGUGCCCUUCUCACAAGACAUUCAAUGGAUACUUCUGAGAUUAAAGAAAUUACUGGAAGUCAACUGGGAUUACUAACAAUGAGUCUGGCAACUUUGCUUGCUACAGUCAUAAUUUGUUUUGUAUUUGGCUGGCAACUGAUGCUUCUUAUCUUGGCAUUUAGUCCUUUGCUCGCUGGAAUAAUGAUAAUUGAACAGAGGUCUAUAGCAAGUCAUGCAUCCAAAACACACAAGGCCCUGAAGGAAGCUGGAAGGAUAUCGACAGAAGUUGUUGAAAAUAUCAGAACAGUAGUGUCAUUGACCAGAGAGGAUGUCUUUUAUCAAAAAUAUAAUGCCAUCUUAUCAGAACCACACAGGAAUGCAUUAUGGAAAGCACCUAUUCAUGGAUUGGGAUAUGGAAUUGAUGAAGUUUUUCUUUUCUUUCUAUCUGCAGCGUUGUUUAGCUUUGGGGCAUGGCUCAUUUCACUUUGCUAUAUACAGACUCAAAAUGUUUAUAGGUAAUUAUUU
Messenger RNA from Bufo bufo (common toad), 2060 nucleotides. Its product is annotated as ATP-dependent translocase ABCB1-like. The record is from RefSeq and is a predicted model, not a curated record. Gene Ontology annotation, biological process: transmembrane transport. The transcript is spliced from 14 exons. Gene Ontology annotation, molecular function: ATP binding; ATP hydrolysis activity; ABC-type transporter activity. Lineage: Eukaryota; Metazoa; Chordata; Amphibia; Anura; Bufonidae. Gene Ontology annotation, cellular component: membrane. The coding region runs from base 102 to 2054 and encodes 650 amino acids.